AUGUAUCUGGUUUUCUUUUGGUGCUCCUGCUGCCUGUGGGGGUGUACCUUCGCGACAGGAUUUCUCUAUCAGUUCCCGGCGUCGACUCUGCCACACAAUUAUCCCGAGCAGAGUCCCGGCGGACCGUCGGGCAAUGCCUUCGCCAAUCGUCGUCAUUGGUGCCACUACACGGUCACCCGGACGGUUUCCUGUCAAGUGCAGAAUGGCUCGGAGACAGUAAUCCAAAGGGUUUAUCAGAGCUGUCGGUGGCCAGGACCUUGUGCCAACUUAGUGAGUUACAGGACUCUCAUCAGACCCACGUACAAGAUAGCUUACAGAACAGUAACUGCUCUCGAAUGGCGAUGCUGCCCUGGUUUUACUGGAAGCAACUGUGAGGAAGAAUGUAUGAAUUGCACGAAGCUCACAGACAUGACAGAAAGGCUGAAUAUCUUGGAAGCCAAAAUCCUUUUGCUUGAGGCUGCAGAGCGAGCUUCACCUUCAGACAAUGAUCUUCCGAUGACAAGAACUACAGCCACCUGGUAUGAUGAUUUGGUGCCUGAUGCUAUUCCGCUAGCUAAUCCAGGAACAGCUCUGAGGAAACCAAUGGGACCUGUUGGGCUCCCAGGACCAGCUGGGAAACCAGGACUGCAAGGGCCAAAAGGGGAAAAGGGAGAGAUUGGUGAAAGAGGACCAGCUGGACCACCAGGACAACUUGGACCUCCAGGACCUAGAGGAUAUCCUGGUGAGACAGGGAUUCCUGGCCCACCAGGGCCACCAGGACCUCCUGCAUCUCCAGAUCUCCCACUAACAUUUCAACAAGGAGUUCUUUACUCACUCCAGCCCAGUGCUGAAAAAGAAAAUGGAGAGCCACAGUUAGCAUCUACUGUCAUUGACACCAUCUUGGCUGGUUUACCAGGACCUCGUGGGGCACCAGGGCCCGUUGGGCUGCCAGGUCCUAAAGGGGCACCAGGGCCAAUGGGAACACCUGGAGUACAGGGCAUUCCUGGUUCCCCUGGACAGCCUGGGCUGAAGGGCCCAAAAGGUGAUCGAGGUGAAAGGGGUGAACCCGGUAAGAAAGGUGAAGAAGGAGACAGAGGUGCCGAUGGUGAAGGGGUCCAACAACUGCGAGAGGCCUUGAAGAUUUUAGCUGAGAGAGUGCUAAUUUUAGAACAUAUGAUAGGGAUCCAUGAUUCUUUGUCUUCCGUUGAAGCAGGCUCAGGACAAGACGUGAUCCUGGGCGCCCCGAUCCGAGCAAACACGAAAAACAAGCGACACCAUUCGAACCAGAUCCUUUCUUCACUUCUGGAUGACAGCAAACCCAGGGCGAAAAGUGACCGAAGGCAAUAAAACUUUAGUCCAACAGUGAAGGCUUGAAGAGACUUACCCCUGUUUACUCCUGUUGGGAAGUCCUGCAGGUCAGGAGGAUGGAGC
This is a messenger RNA of Python bivittatus (Burmese python), 1410 nucleotides long. The record is from RefSeq and is a predicted model, not a curated record. NCBI's taxonomy places the organism in Eukaryota, Metazoa, Chordata, Lepidosauria, Squamata, Pythonidae.